GGUUCCGCCGGAAGUCCCUCGGGCGAGCGGUUGGGAGGAGAGAGACGCGAAAGGAACGGGGGAAGAAAACUAAAACCAAGGAAGAAAACAAAAGGAUCGAGAUUAUUGUCGAGUGCCCAGGGAGACCGCGGGAGUCCAGGAGGAUAAGGGACGAGGCGGCCAUGGACGGCCCUCCCGAGGUGACCGAGAUGUACGACCAGGCGCUGCUGGGCAUCCUGCAGCAUGUGGGCAAGAUCGAGAACUUUCUGGAAGUUUUCUUCGGCUUCCUCUACAGGAAGACCGACUUUUUCCGAGUGAUGGCGCUGAAGGAGGACAGGCUGGGGUUCCCACCCGGAGUGGCCGAGAAGCUGGCCCUGAGGGCUUUCAAAAAGUUUGAACAUUAUUCUAUUCAAGAUCAUGAGAGACGGCUGAAAGAGCUGGAGCGGAAACUGAAGAGCAGGAAUGUGGAAGAGGACAAACCAUGUGUUCCACUUCCUGGCCAGGAGGUCGAGGUUGAGUCAACAGCAGAGGAACAACCUGAAGCAGAAGCAACAGAGUCGGACGAACAGAACACUAAGCACAUCCAGAGUGAUCAGAAGAUGCCUGCAGGUUUGCAGCAACCCACCAUGAGUGAUCCACCGCAAGAGGGCGCUGCUGCAGCACCAGUUGCGAAAGAGGAGGACUCUGAGCCAAUCAAGAAAUGUGAUGAAAAUUCUGACAGUUACAAUGGAGCCGUGAGGGACAACUACACUUGGUCCCAGGAUUACACUGACCUGGAAGUGAAGGUGCCAGUGUCGAAGGCAAUUGUAAAAGGAAGACAGGUUUCUGUUGACAUUCAAAGCAACAGUCUGCGUGUAGCUGUAAUGGAAGGAGGUUGUGAGCGAGUCAUUGUGGAUGGAAAGCUGACACAUAAGAUCAAUACAGAAAACUCUAUGUGGAGCUUAGAACCUGGACGCUGCAUCUUGAUAAACCUGAAUAAAAAUGGUGAAUAUUGGUGGAAUGCAAUUCUUGAAGGUGAAGAGACAAUCGACAUAGACAAGAUAAACAAAGAACGGUCAAUGGCAACAGUGGAUGAGGAGGAACAUGCAGUGUUGGACAGGCUAACUUUCGAUUAUCAUCAGAAAAUGCAGGGCAAACCACAGAGCCAUGAAACGAAAGUGCACGAGAUGUUGAAGAAGGGAUGGGAUGCUGAAGGUUCGCCGUUUAAAGGACAGACGUUUGAUCCCUCUCUGUUUAACAUUUCUCCUGGAGCAGUGCAGUUCUAAAUUCCUUGCCAACACUAUUGAUAUACAGAAGGCACUGCAUCUGGCCCCAAACACCAUGGAAGAUCAGGACAAAUCAUGGAUUGCAGUCUUCUCUUGAGAAACAAGAGACUUCCUCGGAGUUUCAAGUGAAGUCGUUUGCAGAGCAUUGGCUGCCAAGUCUCUAUCACAGACUAUGUAUUUAUUUCAAGUCAUUCUUACUCCCAUUCGUCUUUGCAUAAUUUUGAUUUUGCUAAGAAGUUAUUUGCUGUCUGAGGUUAUUUUGGGCAAUUUCUCCAAGUAUUGUGGUUUAGAAUGCUUUCCAGUGAGUCAUGAGAAUAGUGUUUGAUACUGUUCUUAUCCUUUGUUUGAAAGCACUGAUAUUUAUAUUCCAUAUAACUCACGGUUUUGAAAUUAAAUAAUUAAAAGAUGUGUGGGCAAACAUUAGAGUUAUCUAGUUGAUCUUAGUGUGGUUUAGGAGAACUUUGUCACAAGUUCUUGCAAAAAAACAGAAAUGGAGUGUCCUAUAAGGAAGUUAAAUCAGCUGUAAUUAAAGUCAUGACCCCUUCAUGAGAUAAAAAUGUUACUGAAAUUUUGAUCUGUUGUCUCUGAGCCAGUUUACUUCAAGGAGGAAGCAGGCCACAAAGUUCAUGUAAAGAUGUGUGAUUUAGUUUCCACAAGUGAACAGCAACUGCUUGAAUUAACCUGACUAAUAAUUAAAAUCCAAGAAAUACAAGCAGUUAUAGAAUCAUGGAGCCAUACAGCAUCGAAACGGAUCCUUUGUUCCAACCAGUCCAUGUCAGGCAUGUUCCCAAAUUAAACUAGUCCCAGUUGCCUGUGCUUAGCCCAAAUCCCUCCCAACCUUUCCUAUUUGUGUACUUAGCUAGUGUCCUUUCCAUGUUGAAACUUUACCCACAUUGACCACUUGCACUGGCAGUUUGUUCCACAGAUGAACUACUCUGUGUAAAAAAAAAAAGAGAGUUGCCCCUUGUGUUCUUUCUAAUUCCUUCUCCUCUCACCUUAAAAUAUAUGCCCCCUAGUUUUGAACUCCCUUACCCUAGGGAAAAAAAACCCUUGCUAUUCACCAUAUCACUGUCUCCCAUGGUUUUACAAACCUCUGCAAGGUCACCGCUCAACCUUCCAUGCUCCAGUGAAAAAUAUUUUAGCCUUUCCAAUCUAUUUUUAUCCCUUAAACCCACCAUUCCCAGCAGCAUCCUGGUAAUUUUUUUCUGAUCUCUCUCCAAUGUAAUGAUAUCCUUCUUUUAACAGGGUGACCAGAACUACACACAGUAAUCCCGCGGAGGCCUCACCAACAUCGUGUACAAUCGCGACAUCCCACCUUUCUCAACUCAAAUGUCUGAGUGAUUAAGCAAACAUGCUGAACACUUGCUUAACCACUCUGUCUAACCACCUGUGAAGCAAAUAUCAGAGCAUUAUGUACCUGAACCCCUAGGUCUCCCUUCUACAACACUGCCCAAGGUGCUACCCAUUAAUUGUAUAAAUCCUGUCCUUGUUUGUAUCAGUAAAAUGCAAAUACCUCACAUUUAUCCAAAUGAACCUCCAUCUGCUACUGUUCAGUCCAUUGACCCUAUUGAUCAUGAUCUCUGUAAUCACUGUUCACUAUGCCACCAAUUUUGGUGUCAUCUACAAACUUAAUAACCAUGCCACCUUUCUUCUCAUCCGAAUCAACAAAAUAAGUGAUAAACAGAAGUGGACCCGGCACCGAUCCCUGACUGGUCAAGGGCCUACAAUGUGAAAUAUGACUCUCCACCACCCUCCUCUGUCUCCUACUGUAAAGCCAUCAAGAACCAUUUUUGUGAAGGGGGCAGUUGGUGACAGAUGAAGUAUCAUGUCAGUUUAUUUGUCAGUGUUGUAUAUGUACAUUUUACUGUUCUACUUUAUUUACAAUAAUUUCAAGUCUUGUGAGUUUAAAUGUGAAGCAUGUCUGAAGUUGCAAUACAUUGAUGCUUUUCAAAAACAGACAGAAGUUCCAGCGGAGCGAAGCGUCGAUCCAGCAGCUUAUGCCAUUCACAGCAAGCUUUCCUACUUAGUGUCUGAGGCUUAUUAGCAGAAAAUUCAUUUUAAUUUUAAAACCAUAGGAAACACCCUGGAUGCCAUGCUCAGGUAAGACUUAGUUAUGAGAAAUUUGAAUUAACAGGAACUAAAUUAUCCAAACGCAGAGAGGGAAAAGUUCUGGAUAACACUACAUAACGCAAAUUGGUGGGAUAUAUCAUCAGGAGAAAGCAUUUGUGCUCAUGUGUCUGCAGUAAGUGAAACACCAAGAUGGUCUUAAAUGUCCAUUAAUGAAGAUUGUACUUAUUAAAUAUUUCAUUUUUGAAAUUGAUAAUUUUCCAAAUUGUCACUGACGUAAUGCCCGACACAGUAAGAUCACUUGCAUUGGCUGGGUGCAUGUAUUCUUCAGAAACAGUUGUCUGUUUCUAGUGCAUUCACAUGUUGGUGAGCUCCUCAUUUGAGAGACACCUUUUAACCUUGUUAUCUACAAGUAGCGAAUGCAUUACAAAGAGGCCCCUUUUAUGUCUUCCUGCUUCAUCUGAAUUAACACUGUUGUUGUAAUAUUGUCUUUUACUGACCUGACACAUUCUCAUACAAUUUGGUUUAAUUUGCUACAUUGAAAGCUUCUGUGACAGCAAUUUGUAAGUGUCUUUUUCACCUUGAGUCUGAAAGCACUGUCCCUCCAUGCAAUAGCACAGAUGGAAAAAGUCCUAAGAUGCUUUAUUUAACUGAUAUUCUCUGCAAGUAUGAGUUACAUGGUGAAUGCAGGCUAUUAAAGUGUGGAAGGCAUCACAAUGUAAUCUAAUGUAGUCCUACCUUGAUGUUUCUACAAGAGAUCAGUGGGUGCUGGUUUGGACUUUUGGUUGUUUGUUCACCUUAUUUCUCCCUAAACCAGGCAGUUCUGAGGCUGUUGUGGUACCUCUUACCCUCUGAAGUUUGGAUGAAUUCAUUCAUUGGGAGUGAACACUUGGAGUUUCCUGAAAUAAACUGCUUGAUAAUCCGGCUCACCAGUAUCUGAAGGGUUACGUCUGCUAGUUGUGAUUUACAGUUUUCCCUGAUAAAAGCAUGAUACCUAAAUGACAAGACCAUGAUUGCAUUUCCUCAGCAAAGGCUGCCUUCAUUCCAAAUGGGUUUUCAGAGUGCUCUUAGUAAGUUACUGAUUGGUUAAAACACAGUCAUGCAGUUGCCAGCCUCGUAAGUCUGAUCGUGAGAUAAAAAGAAGUUGACUGCAUUAAUAUUUAAUCUUUAACAGAUUACUGUGAGAGAGAUGUAGUUACAAAGAGUACCUUUGAACAACAUGCUAAAAUGCUGUCUAUAUGUUUACCUUUCCCCAGUGGUCUGGGAAACCACCAACAUUUUCCAAAUGCAGUCUUUUAUAUAUAUGUCAUCCAAUGUAAAGGGUCAACUAUUCAGUAAGAUAAAUGAGAGUUAAUUUGUCUACUCACCUGUGGAUUCUGCCCUAAUGUGCAAUCCAUGAAGCAUGCAAUAUUGUGACCGGUAAUUGUGUGGUCAAAAUCCAAUUAAACUCUCUAAGACAUAAA
Messenger RNA from Stegostoma tigrinum, 4774 nucleotides. It is a transcript of the gene nudcd3, whose product is annotated as NudC domain containing 3. Gene Ontology annotation, cellular component: cytoplasm. Lineage: Eukaryota; Metazoa; Chordata; Chondrichthyes; Orectolobiformes; Stegostomatidae. Gene Ontology annotation, biological process: protein folding. The transcript is spliced from 6 exons. The coding region runs from base 162 to 1244 and encodes 360 amino acids. The record is from RefSeq and is a predicted model, not a curated record.